AUGAGCAAGAUCCCAUAUGCGUCAGCUAUUGGAUCCAUCAUGUAUGCCAUGAUAUGUACUAGACCAGAUGUUUCCUAUGCUUUGAGCAUGACCAGUAGAUACCAAGCAAAUCCAGGUGAUGACCAUUGGACUGCUGUGAAGAAUAUUCUAAAGUACCUUAACAGGACUAAAGAAAAAUUCUUAGUUUAUGGAGGAGAGGAUGAGCUAGGUAUAAAAGGUUAUACUGAUGCUAGUUUCCAAACAGAUAAGGAUGAUUUUCGAUCGCAGUCGGGAUUCAUAUUUUGUUUAAAUGGAGGAGCGGUGAGUUGGAAAAGUUCCAAACAGAGCACCAUAGCAGAUUCUACAACUGAAGCUGAGUAUAUUGCUGCAUCAGAAGCAGCAAAAGAAGCUGUCUGGAUAAAGAAGUUCAUUUCUGAACUAGGAGUGGUUCCUGGUAUUGCUAGUGCUUUGGAUGUUUAUUGUGAUAACAUUGGAGCUAUAGCACAAGCAAAAGAACUAAAAUCACACCAAAAAUCCAAACAUGUCUCGGAGUUUCGAUGA
Beta vulgaris subsp. vulgaris (sugar beet) is the source of this 540-nucleotide messenger RNA. Its product is annotated as secreted RxLR effector protein 161-like. The transcript has a single exon. Lineage: Eukaryota; Viridiplantae; Streptophyta; Magnoliopsida; Caryophyllales; Amaranthaceae. Bases 1 to 540 code for a protein of 179 amino acids. The record is from RefSeq and is a predicted model, not a curated record.